Molecule: messenger RNA, 1641 nt
Organism: Linnemannia hyalina
Lineage: Eukaryota; Fungi; Mortierellomycota; Mortierellomycetes; Mortierellales; Mortierellaceae
Source: the annotation of a GenBank genome assembly
AUGCUUCGCUCCCUUACCCGCGCUGCUCGCCCCGCCGCCAUCGCCUUGGCCCGUAGCUCCCCCGUGGCUCGCGCCAACGUCGGUGCUUUCUCGGCCAUCCGCAACUACGCUACCGCCAAGCCUGCCACCUCUGAGGUCACCUCCAUCCUCGAGGACCGCAUUAGCGGCCUCAACUCCUCCGUCGAUAUCCAGGAGACCGGCCGUGUCUUGUCCAUUGGAGAUGGUAUUGCCCGUGUCUACGGUUUGAAGAACUGCCAGGCCGAGGAGAUGGUUGAGUUCUCCAGCGGUGUCAAGGGUAUGGCCAUGAACUUGGAGGCCGACAACGUCGGUAUUGUCGUCUUCGGUAACGAUCGUCUCAUUCGCGAGGGUGAUACCGUCAAGCGUACCGGUAACAUUGUCGAUCUCCCCGUCGGUGAGGCUCUUUUGGGCCGUGUCAUCGAUGCCCUCGGUAACCCCAUCGAUGGAAAGGGCCCCAUCGCCGCCUCUGAGCGUCGCCGUGCCCAGGUCAAGGCCCCCGGUAUUCUCCCCCGUGAGUCCGUCCGUGAGCCCAUGUUGACUGGUAUCAAGUGCAUUGACUCCAUGGUCCCCGUCGGUCGUGGUCAGCGUGAGUUGAUUAUUGGUGAUCGUCAGACCGGAAAGACCUCCGUCGCCCUCGACACCAUUCUUAACCAGAAGAAGUGGAACGAUGGCACUGAGGAGUCCAAGAAGUUGUACUGUGUCUACGUCGCCGUUGGUCAGAAGCGUUCCACCGUCGCUCAGUUCGUCCAGACCCUCGAGGAGAACGAUGCCAUGAAGUACUCCGUCGUCGUCGCUGCCACCGCCUCCGAGGCCGCCCCUCUUCAGUACCUCGCUCCCUUCUCUGGAUGCGCUGUCGGAGAGUACUUCCGUGACAACGGCAAGCACGCUUUGAUCGUCUUCGACGAUUUGUCCAAGCAGGCCGUCGCCUACCGUCAGAUGUCUCUUUUGCUUCGUCGUCCCCCAGGUCGUGAGGCUUACCCCGGUGAUGUCUUCUACCUUCACUCCCGUCUUUUGGAGCGUUCCGCCAAGAUGAACCGCAAGCUCGGUGGUGGUUCCAUGACCGCUCUCCCCAUUAUUGAGACCCAGGGAGGAGAUGUCUCUGCCUACAUUCCCACCAACGUCAUUUCCAUUACCGAUGGUCAGAUCUUCUUGGAGGCUGAGUUGUUCUUCAAGGGUAUCCGUCCCGCCAUUAACGUCGGUCUUUCCGUCUCCCGUGUCGGAUCCCACGCCCAGACCAAGUCGAUGAAGAAGAUUGCUGGUUCCAUGAAGUUGUACCUCGCCCAGUACCGUGAGGUCGCUGCCUUCGCCCAGUUCGGUUCCGAUUUGGAUGCCUCGACCCAGUUCUUGCUGAACCGUGGUGCCCGUCUUACCGAGUUGCUCAAGCAGCCCCAGUACAAGCCUCUCCCCCUUGAGCACCAGGUUGCCAUCGUUUUCGCCGGUGUCAACGGAUUCCUCGACAAGAUCCCCGUCAACCGUGUCGGCGAGUACGAGCGUGCCUUCAUCCCCCACUUGAUCUCCAACCACAAGGAGCUCCUCGAGGAGAUCCGCAAGUCUGGUGAUUUGAGCACCGAGUCCUUUGCUCAGCUUAAGGAUAUCACCACCGAGUUCACCAAGAACUUCUAA